Colletotrichum aenigma is the source of this 684-nucleotide messenger RNA. RefSeq lists its product as uncharacterized. The record is from RefSeq and is a predicted model, not a curated record. Lineage: Eukaryota; Fungi; Ascomycota; Sordariomycetes; Glomerellales; Glomerellaceae. Bases 1 to 684 code for a protein of 227 amino acids. The transcript is spliced from 2 exons.
AUGUAUUCAAUCUUCAACGACACAAUCAACUCAUCUAUCAACGCAUCAUACUUGUCUACUCAUCAGUCCUUGACCCGCAUCAGAGCGCAUAGCUUCUUCAGAGCGAUGAAGCUUCUCUCCAUCUUGGGGCUGCUAUGCAGCACUGCCUCGGUAGUCUCUGGGUCUCAACUUACACGUCGAGCGCCAAAGUGUCCCAAGCCUGAGGGCAGUACUACGGAUGCUCAGAUAAUUGCAGCGUUCAAGUCCUCUGGACAAUGCUUCAGCUACACUGGCGCUGGCAAUCGCGAGAAGAGUAUUGCUCCCUGUGCCGGCGUUGAUGGCUAUUGCCAGAAGGUCAAAGGGGUAGAGAACGCCGCAGCAGGUUGUGAGCUCUUCGUUCCUGAGGGCGUCAAACUUGAUAAGAGUCUCGCCAACAAGGACGAAGAUUGUAACGAAUGGUACGCCGGGCAAUGCACAUGUGAGUGUGAGUUCUGUGAAGAGAUCGCAGACAUUGUCAUCGAGGGCCUCGAACAGCUGGACAGUGUUAUUUGCGCUGUGAUGCUUUCUUCCUUAACCUCCAUCGCCGACGCCGGUCUCACGUUCAUCCCCGGCGGCCAAGCACCCAAGGCUAUCAAAGCUAUAGUCCAGGGCGCCAAGUCUUUCUACGAGGAUGGGGCAGAAGCGGCGUCAUUCUUUGGGAGCUAG